AUCAAUCUUUACGAUUAUGUUUUGAGUGAGGGUCCGGAAGCAGAAUGUUUUAUGCCAAGAUCAGCGCCAGAUGGUGCUCCUCUAGAAGCUUAUUUGUAUAACAAUGAGUAUGAAGGCUUACCCCUCACCCCUGAAAUAUGGGAAGAAAUUGAAAUACCAAGUUGUCAUGAUAUUCGUUUUGUUCUUCACGGAUAUCAUCAAACCAGAUUGGACGUGAUGUCUAUAAUAAAAGCGUAUCAAGGUCGUGAAAACACUUCAGCGAUUGUCCUAGAUUGGGAGCCUACAGCCUCUUUAAACUAUAACCAGGCAAAAUCUACACUCUACAACGUAGCCAUUUCUUUGCGGUCACUGUUAACUUUAACUAGUGAUUAUACAGGAAAGAAACUCUCGGAUUUUCAUAUAGUCGCAUUUGGUCUUGGGGCACAGUUGGCGGCUACUCUUGGCAGAAUGGUAGACGGUGAAAUCGGGAUGAUAAUAGGUCUAGAUCCAACGAUAUCAGGUUGGAAUGAAGAUAAAAAGGAGGACAGGGAAAUAUGUUGA
This is a messenger RNA of Ctenocephalides felis (cat flea), 540 nucleotides long. Its product is annotated as pancreatic lipase-related protein 2-like. Gene Ontology annotation, molecular function: lipase activity. Lineage: Eukaryota; Metazoa; Arthropoda; Insecta; Siphonaptera; Pulicidae. The record is from RefSeq and is a predicted model, not a curated record. The transcript is spliced from 5 exons. The coding region runs from base 52 to 540 and encodes 162 amino acids.